AUGUCUUCUGACUGGUCGACGUACCUCGCCGACUUUGGCAAGGAAGAUGGGAGGUACAUCCGUGUUCAGCCGACGACCGCCGUUUGCGUGCUGGAGAAAGUUUACGAGCACGAGAAGCGAAAAGGAACACUAUUUGGUAAAUCGAAAGACAAGGACCGCAAGAAACUGCUUGACACAAUUUUGAAACAGUUGAAGUCACACGUGAAUGGCUCCGGUGCUUCUUAG
Molecule: messenger RNA, 225 nt
Organism: Soboliphyme baturini
Lineage: Eukaryota; Metazoa; Nematoda; Enoplea; Dioctophymatida; Soboliphymatidae
Source: the annotation of a GenBank genome assembly